CGUCACGGUUCUCCGUUGCUAGGCGACGCCAGAAGAGACGUGUGCACCACGCGCGCUGAUGACGCUCUUCCCUAACAACCAGCAAACUCUCGCUUAGCAACCGGCUCGUUAAACAGACUAGUGUCCCCGUUUGCGGUUUCUGAAAGUGAUGCGUUCACGGUCCUCCUGACAAGGCAGCACUGUGUUUUCCGGUCCUCUUGAUGGAUGACUCGGUGAGACCCCUGAGGGUUCCUCCUCACGUGGCCGCCUACGCAGACCAGCACAACGUCUCUCACCUGAUGCAGAGCAUGCUCUCCAGUCUGCUGGUCCAUCAGCCCGAGGAUCCGAUCCGGUACCUGAUCCGGCUGCUGCAGACGGGCAGCGUGGGCAUCCCCAAGGUUCUGGUCCUCGCUCCUCCAGAUGUUGGUGCACACCUCCUGGCCAAAGAGCUGAGUGCUGAGCUGAGAGCUGUCCAUGUGACCACAGAGAGCUUACUGGAUGACCAAUCAGAGCCGAGCCCCACAGAGGAGCUUCCUACUGAUCACAUGGUUGGACAGAUUCAUCAGCGACUGAAUGAGAUUGACUGCUUCAGCAGAGGCUGGGUGCUGGAGGGGUUCCCUCAGACCCGUCUGCAGGCCCUGAGGCUCCAGCAGGUCGGAGUCAUCCCUGAACAUGUUGUAAUGCUGGAGACUCCUAAUGACGUGACGUCGGCGAGGAAUCAGGGCGACCCACUGAUGGGAGACGCGUACCUUAGAACCUUCGUUUGGCCACUCAACGACUCCGGGGCUCAGCGCCUGAAGGAAGGGAGGAGUCAGCCAGAGGGGAGGAGUCAGCCAGAGGGGAGGAGUCAGCCAGAGGGGCAGGGAUUGGUUAAGCAGCAGCGAUACCGCUGUGAAGUCCCAGGUCUGUGUGCUGCCUAUCAGCACUUUCUGAAGGUCAUCAACGCUGACCAACCACAUGCUGACGUCUACCAGCAAGCACUGGCUUUCAUCCGGACUCGGCAUCGCUCCAGAACUCCCAGAAUCCUCCUGUUGGGUCCUCCGGGGUCGGGGAAGAGUCAUCAGGCCGCACUGUUAUCACAGGAAUACAAGAUGGUGGAUGUGUGCUGUGAUCAGCUGCUGAGGUCUGUAGCAGCUGAAGGUUCAGCUCAAGGUGAAGAAAUCCAAUCAUACCUGGAUGCUGAGAGCCCAGUUCCAGACUCCCUGGUCCUUCAGGUCCUGGAGGAUCGUCUGAGCCGAGUGGACUGUGGCUGCAGAGGAUGGAUCCUCCACGGCUUCCCCUGUGACCUGCAGCAGGCCAGGAGCCUGCAGGAGAUCCACCCCCCCAACAGAGUGUUCUUCCUGGAGGCGACUGAUGACGUUUGUCUGGAGAGAAUCACUCAGAGAGCCACAGACCCAGUGACUGGAGAAAGGUUCCAUGGUGUCAUCAGACCGGCUCUGAGCUCUGAGGUCCACAAGAGGCUGAAGGUCAGACCAGAGGACCAAAGUCAGUGUGUGACACAACAACUGAAGCACUACAGGACGCACACUGCUGCCCUACAGUGUGUGUAUCCACAGGCAGCUGCUAUAGAUGCUGACAGGGAUCCUCACUCUGUGUUUGAGCUUCUGGAGAGCAGACUGACGCGUGUCUGACAGGAGAGCAGGGUAACUGUGUUGUUGAGGAUGAGAAGGGAUCAGAACAAAGGAAUCAUGGAGACGUCGCUCUGUCCUGACUGUCCCUGACCUUCAUCACGUUACCUCCUACUACGCAGCGUCCUGGAACCGUCCCUAAACCCAAAACUCCUCAUGAACGUCCCUCACCAGCUCUCAUUGAUGGACUAUUGGAACCCAGCCUUCUCACCUGUCUCCCUCUCCCGCCUGUCUCUCCCUCUCCUAUCUGUCUCUCACCUGUCUCCCUCUCCUGUCUGUCUCUCCCUCUCCUGUCUGUCUCUCACCUGUCUCCCUCUCCUGUCUGUCUCUCACCUGUCUCCCUCUCCUGUCUGUCUCUCACCUGUCUCCC
This is a messenger RNA of Pungitius pungitius (ninespine stickleback), 1977 nucleotides long. RefSeq names its product adenylate kinase 8 (gene ak8). Gene Ontology annotation, cellular component: cytoplasm. Lineage: Eukaryota; Metazoa; Chordata; Actinopteri; Perciformes; Gasterosteidae. Gene Ontology annotation, molecular function: ATP binding; nucleoside diphosphate kinase activity; AMP kinase activity. Gene Ontology annotation, biological process: nucleobase-containing compound metabolic process. The record is from RefSeq and is a predicted model, not a curated record. The transcript has 16 exons. The coding region runs from base 201 to 1610 and encodes 469 amino acids.